Messenger RNA from Ostrinia nubilalis (European corn borer), 1241 nucleotides. It is a transcript of the gene Ttc19, whose product is annotated as tetratricopeptide repeat protein 19 homolog, mitochondrial. Lineage: Eukaryota; Metazoa; Arthropoda; Insecta; Lepidoptera; Crambidae. The record is from RefSeq and is a predicted model, not a curated record. Gene Ontology annotation, cellular component: mitochondrial inner membrane. The transcript has a single exon. The coding region runs from base 203 to 1186 and encodes 327 amino acids. Gene Ontology annotation, biological process: mitochondrial respiratory chain complex III assembly. Gene Ontology annotation, molecular function: protein binding.
UGCUCUGUAAUAGAAAAUGGAUACCGGAGCAGCUGACUAUGACAUUUAACAUUUUUAAAAAUUGUUUUACUGAUCAAUUACAAUAUAUUGUGAAAUAAAAAUAUGUUUAAGUGUUCAGUUCCGGCUUCAGUUCUGUCUGCAGAAAUAUGAUAAAUAAGGGACUGUAGAGGUUAUGUAACAUUUUAUAUUUUAUCUAAACAUCAUGUCUAGCAGACUUCGUUUCCUUUUUAGGAAAUUAUAUACCAUUAGAAGUAACUUUAAACGAAUACCAGUAACAUUUUUACGCGAUGUCUCUGUACAACCAAAGAUUUCAGUCGUCCCUGUAACUAUUGGAUUUUCUUUGUUUACUUGGCUCGGUUUCCAACCAAAACUUUCAGCAGAAGACGAGUUGAUACAUACAAUUAAGCAUUGUAUAUUAUUUAUCCAACGAGGUGAAUAUGAAAAAGCUGAGCAGUUGCUUCAUAUUUCCCUUAGACAAGCACAGCAGAUACAACAUGAACAGGGCAUUACUUAUAUCUAUGAUGUAAUGGCUAAUCUGGCUCUUGAAAGAGCUCAGUUGGACAAAGCAAAACAAUUGUUUGUUUCUGUCGCACAAAGAAUAAUGCAAGAUGGAGCUACAGAAGAUGAUCCCCGUAUGGUUCACAUAAGCUCUAAGCUAGCUAGAAUCAGUCAUCUAAAAAAAGAAUAUUCCACAGCCCAACUUGGAUACGAUUACUGUUUAGAAAAACUGAGAACUGCUAUGCAAUAUGGUGCAGACGAUGCAACCAAAAAACUUUUAGCAAUGACAGAGGACUGGUAUGGCAGACUGUUUCUUGAUUGUCAACAAAUUGAACAGAGUCUGCCACUGCUGAUAAGUUCAUUAAAAUGGAUGAGGGAAGUUUCAGAUGUAGAUAAAGAACACAUUGUUAUUCAACUCAACGAUAUUGGAACAGUCUGUGACCUUCUAGGCAAGGCCGAUGAAAGCAUAAACUACUUUAAAGAAGCUAUUGAAUUAGGAAAAGAUUUAAAUAUGGAUGAUAUGGGAGCCAUGUAUGUUAAUUUAGGAAGAGCAUAUUUGAAGAAAAACUUAAUAGCUGAGGCCAGAAAAAGUUGUGGUUAUGGAUGGAAAUUGGGGGUUGUAUCCAAAAAUAAUGAUAUCAAACAAGAAGCUGAAUCAUGUUUACAAGAACUAAAAAACCAUAGUUAAUCUUAUAACUUUAUUUUUAAAAUGAAUAUUAAGAACAAUAUAUUUUAAAAUUAAA